This is a messenger RNA of Eublepharis macularius, 9064 nucleotides long. It is a transcript of the gene SRC, whose product is annotated as SRC proto-oncogene, non-receptor tyrosine kinase. Lineage: Eukaryota; Metazoa; Chordata; Lepidosauria; Squamata; Eublepharidae. The transcript is spliced from 13 exons. Gene Ontology annotation, biological process: negative regulation of extrinsic apoptotic signaling pathway; cell differentiation; epidermal growth factor receptor signaling pathway. Gene Ontology annotation, cellular component: extrinsic component of cytoplasmic side of plasma membrane. Gene Ontology annotation, molecular function: growth factor receptor binding; non-membrane spanning protein tyrosine kinase activity; ATP binding. The record is from RefSeq and is a predicted model, not a curated record. Bases 357 to 1955 code for a protein of 532 amino acids.
CGCCGCGUCCUCGCCUCCUUCGCACCCUCCCUUUCGGCACUCUCUGCGUUCGUGGGCAAAAGAAGCGCCGGGAUGAGCCAGCCGGAGAGCGCCUGAGUGUCUCUGGCUCCCCCGCUCCGGAUCGUUUGCUUUCACCCCACUCCGCCGGUUCGUUUUCCGGCUCGGCCCCCCUGCGAGUCGCUGGGCCAGGAGAAGAGAGGCGGGGAAGAGGGUUGGAGGAAGCCAGCCGCCUCCUUCUGGCUCGGGGAGGAGGAGGAGGAGGAAAUUGGAAGAUAUUCAAAGAACUGCACUGACUUGAACUUCUGCUAUUCUGCCCACCAUAGAAAGGCUGUCUUCUGACAGAACCAACUUGGAUCAUGGGGAGCAGCAAGAGCAAACCCAAAGACCCCAGUCAGCGCAGACGCAGCCUGGAAUCCACAGAGAAUAUCCAUGGUGGUUGUUCUGGAUCACAGACACCCAACAAAACCACUGUCCCAGAUGCUGUCCGAACUCCCAAUCGUUUAGUUGGCAGCAACACUCCGGAAACUAAGCUCUUUGGGGGCUCCAAUACAUCCAGUAUGGUCACCUCUCCUCAGCGCUGUGGGGCUCUAGCUGGUGGAGUCACCACAUUUGUGGCCCUCUAUGAUUAUGAGUCCCGGACGGAAUCAGAUCUUUCAUUCAAGAAAGGGGAACGCCUCCAAAUCCUCAAUAAUACGGAAGGAGAUUGGUGGCUGGCUCAUUCCCUCACCACUGGUCAGAAAGGCUACAUCCCCAGUAACUAUGUCGCACCUUCAGACUCCAUCCAGGCUGAAGAGUGGUAUUUUGGCAAAAUAACCCGCCGAGAGUCUGAACGGCUCCUACUCAAUCCUGAGAAUCCCAGAGGGACCUUCUUGGCCAGGGAGAGCGAGACAACAAAAGGCGCCUACUGCCUUUCCGUCUCUGAUUUCGACAACGCCAAGGGCCUCAACGUGAAACACUACAAGAUCCGCAAGCUGGACAACGGUGGCUUUUAUAUCACCUCCCGCACGCAGUUCAGCAGCCUUCAGCAGCUGGUGGCUUAUUAUUCCAAGCAUGCAGAUGGACUGUGCCACCGUCUCACCAAUGUCUGUCCAACCAGCAAGCCUCAGACGCAAGGCCUGGCAAAGGAUGCCUGGGAAAUCCCGCGAGAAUCGCUGCGGUUAGAGGUGAAGCUUGGGCAAGGCUGUUUUGGAGAAGUGUGGAUGGGCACCUGGAAUGGCACCACUCGGGUGGCUAUCAAGACUCUGAAGCCCGGGACGAUGUCUCCCGAAGCAUUUCUGCAAGAGGCUCAGGUCAUGAAGAAACUCCGCCAUGAGAAGCUGGUGCAGCUGUAUGCUGUGGUUUCAGAGGAGCCCAUCUACAUUGUAACGGAAUACAUGUGCAAAGGGAGCCUCCUGGAUUUCUUGAAAGGGGAGAUGGGCAAGUAUCUGAGGCUGCCCCAGCUGGUGGACAUGGCAGCUCAGAUUGCAUCUGGCAUGGCGUAUGUGGAGAGGAUGAACUACGUUCACCGAGAUCUGCGAGCUGCAAACAUCCUUGUGGGUGAAAACCUGGUGUGCAAGGUGGCUGACUUUGGACUGGCUCGACUGAUUGAGGACAAUGAAUACACAGCUAGGCAAGGUGCUAAAUUCCCCAUUAAGUGGACUGCUCCUGAAGCUGCUCUGUAUGGCCGGUUCACCAUCAAGUCGGAUGUGUGGUCCUUCGGCAUAUUGCUGACUGAAUUAGCCACCAAGGGCCGAGUGCCGUAUCCAGGCAUGGUGAACCGAGAAGUGCUAGACCAAGUGGAGCGUGGCUAUCGAAUGCCCUGCCCUCCAGAAUGCCCAGAGUCUUUGCAUGACCUGAUGUGCCAGUGCUGGAGAAAGGAUCCGGAGGAAAGGCCUACGUUUGAAUACCUACAGGCUUUCUUGGAGGACUACUUCACAUCCACAGAGCCUCAAUACCAGCCAGGCGAGAACUUAUAGAUCUAGGAGUGGAAUGUGCUGCCAAAGACUUUAUGCUGCUGCUUGGGCCAUCUGCGUUUCAUGAGAGACUUUGAGUCAGCAUCCUGGGAAGCCUCCAGAGCACCUGCCAGGCUGGGCUGUGUACUCAUUUUGGGGGGGGGGUGCGGAUUUGCCCUUCCUUUUGAAGAUGGUACUAGGCCCUUUGUUAAUUGAGGACAGCCAUGGGUGCUGUAUUUGUUUAGAAAAGGCCGGAUAGAUCAUGGAUUAACCAAGUGUCACAGUUUUCGUUCUUGAUGUGGAAUUGGCUGUGGUGCAGCAGACAGGGUUUUAGAUGAAGAAAAAAGUCCUUCCAGGAGUGACGUAAAGGGCACACAGCAGUUAUGAAGCCAAGUGAAAACCAGGGAUCCUGUUCCACUGGGCCAUCUGCCUUCUGGAGUUUGUCCUCGCUCCAAAACUGCUCUUAGGAACAAUCAGAAGGAAUGACGGCGCUGCCUCCGACAGUGAUAAAGGCUGCUUUGCAGUCUCUGUGUCUUCUGAGCUCUUGGCUCAUCUAUGAUUGACUGGAGUGGUCAUGUGAUAGAAUGAUGCCUUUUGGAUUUAUAUGGCUUCCGUUCUCUUUUCUUUCUAAACCAGCACAAUUCUUCCUCACCCUUUUUCAUAUCCAGAUCCCACUGCCCAGAACCAAGAUCGACGGCUUCACUCCAGGGAAAGUUGUACCCUACUUGUGUUCUGGACACUUGAUCUUUCCAUGUACUUGUGAUGCUCUCUUCUGUGCCACUGAUAAGGCAGCUGUGCCACUAACAGCCUAGUGCUGUCCCCUUGGCUUGGGCAAAGUUGCAGAUCUUAGACGUGUAUGAAGUUGUGUUGGAUGUGCUGGGCUACUCUGGGGGACUUGCAGGAUUUGGGUUGGGUACCUCUCUGCCCUCUGCAGAGUUAUUGAAGGAUGAAAUGAAAUUUUGGGUGGGUCCCACGUGACCUGUCCAAGGUUUUGAUUUUUGAAGCUUGUGGUUCUAGUAUUGAUGUAUGCAUUUUUCAGGGUGAUGUUUAGAACGUGGACUGCAGGCUUGUCUUCCAGUCUAGUCUUUCAACCCAAUAAAGAGAGCCUGUUAUUACCAGUAUUUUUAGACCUGCAACUGGAUCCCCAGUCCCUCUUCCCUCACUCAUUCCAUGCUGCCAGUCCCUUAAGGGCCUUUGUAGCUCAUCUCCCUCCCAGGUAAUCCUCGUCUUCCACAUAACCUUUGAAGAAUCCAUCAAGCCCUCCGAUCCUUUUCCUCCCACGCGAUUGCAUCUCAUUCGUCACCCAGUCUGAAGCUCCUUAGUGCCUCUGAAGCAUAAGACUGCGGCUGGGCAAACCUCAGCUGAACGAGUAGUUCUGCAGGCCUGCGUCAAUGUAGGAUGUAAUUCUGGUCAAGCAGGGUAAAGAGACCUUGCAGGGUCUUCUUGUCUUAGCCAUAAAAUAAUGCAUCCUUAGAUGAUUCUCUGCUUGGAUUCUCUGCUGUUUUGCAGCCCCCGAUCUCCUACCCACCCACCCCCCAACUAAAGUUUGUGAUUGUGCUGCGGGGGAUUCUAGCAAAGUCAAAUUAGCAAAGUCCAUAGAGCUCUCCAAAGCCUGGGUCUCUCUUGCAGCCCUCUACCUGCUUCUCCAGGUGUCUGCCAUCCUGGGGGAGGGGUGAGUUUGCUAGCAGCAAUUUCUGAUCAAAGGUUUAAUCCAGUCUCCUGACCUAGUAAGCACAUUUCAGAGCUUGCAAGCUCCUUGCACUGAGUAAUCCUUGAAGAAAUCAAACGCUCUCUCUUUUUUAAAAAACUUGGUGUCUAGUCCCCAUUGUCUAGUGGAUGUAAAUCAUAGCAAAUGUUGAUUGAUGUUUCACUGGUGAAAGCGGGGAGGGUGUGUGUGAAGAAAGUGUUUCACAAGUUUAGACUAAGAACCAGACUACACAUUUAUGCACAGCUGCAAACAUCUUCUGUUGGAAACUCUUUCUCCAAAAGCAACUCCAAAACUCCAAACUCCAAAAGCAACCUCUGUUUCAGGAGAAGAACCGGGGGAGUUGGUGGGAGAUGGUAUGCUGAACAUUGUCCCUUCUGGAUGAUUUUUUCACUCAAAAUUGUCCUCCCAAGUUGCUUUUCAGCCCACAGGAAGAAGGGCGGGGGGGGGAAAGGUUACGUGUACCUGUAUCUAAAGUAUCUGAUUUUGAGUGGAAAGAAAGCCAGAAGAGAUCACCCCCAUCCUUCUUUUUUGUUUGUGUUUCCUGAAAAGUCAUAUGCAGUUAAAGGUAACGUGCAGCUUGGUCCUAAAAGUCCUCAUGAACUGGCCAGAGCAUUCUGUGUGCCCUUUCUCUUUCAGUCACUUGUUUUCCUUGAAUUCCGCAGGAAGGAACUUUGCAUGCCAGAAUCUAUCCUGCUGUGUCAGAAGCUGUUCAAAUAGCUGCUGGCAUUUGAGCAGCUGCCUGAGCAUAGUUUCAAGCUUGUGCAUACACAACAGAAACCAACCUUGGCCAUCUUAGCCCUGUGUGAAAAAGCAACUAGAAGCCACAACUGGCCUGUUUCAUUAAAAUCUGUAAUGCAUUGGUUGUGUAUUAAAUGCCCCCAAACCGUCUCCUUUGGCAGGAAAAAGGCAGUAAAACUGUGGCAGAAUAGAGAUUCGGGUACCAGCUUCUGGACCCGUUGGCAAUUGGUGCAGCAGCGACCCAGCUCACUGACCCCUCAUCUAGACAGACGAGCAAAAUGUAAACUGCAGUUCGCUGGCCUGUUAGAUGACAGUCUCUAAGCCAAGGAAUCUGUACCCUGAGGGCAGAUGGACAGAUGGAGGGAUGGUAUGUGGCACGCUAGGAGAGACCUGAGAUGCACCCCAGGAGCUGGCAUGAGAAUUCAGACUGUCAGCCAUGUUGUUUUAUUAUCUAGGACAGCUCGGCACACAGAAGAUUUGCAUCCCAGAUUCAUAAUCCGUGAACAGGCCUCAACAUGAUUGAAAAGGCAGCCUUUCAAGAGCAUGUGUGUGCCCCUUAGGUGAGACUGAAGGAGUGUUUUAAAAUCAAUACAGUUGCUGCCGCAUCUUGGGCAGAAAGAUUCUCAGUAAAAUAAGAUGUGGACUGCUGGAAUAACCCUCUGUCUCUUCUUCCUCAAGGUGAAGCGUUUCUCCCACACGCACGCAUGCCACAUUCUGUUUCUGUUAUCUGUGUUUUGACAUUCCAGGGUUAUCACCAAAAAUACAUAUGGGACCACUCUGACCUAUAACCAGCAUCGAGUUCGGUCUGGACUUAACUAUCCUCACAUAUUCCACUAGAAACAAAAAAAACAAGAACAGUUUUACACAUGUAUUGUUUGUAUUACAGUGGCCCUGAUACAGAGAAGGUUAGCUGUGGAGUGCCAAUCCCUUGUAGAGUGACUCCAGUCUAAGGCAAUUGAACGCAAUGGAUUUAGGGUAACUCAACACAGGUUUUCUCUGUCAAUCUUGUUGAUAUUCAGCUGAAAUCCUUGGAAAUCUAUGAGGUUUAGGCAUGAUGACACAACUAAGUUACUCUGGAUCUGGCUAGUGGUUCCAGCCAGGGUUCCUACGCCUACAGUCCAAGGAAGAACCGAAUGCCUCAAAGAAUAAGGUAGAUUCUGGUGGUCUUUAGAAGGGCAUCGUGUCAGACUUGCGUCGCUGUGUGAUGAAAUACCAGUAAAAGGAAUGUAGCAGUUUCUCUGAAGUGGCCUGCUGCUUCCUACAAAUAGAAAAAAAGAAAAGGAAGCAUUAUCGAGCUCUGUGUGAAAAACGAAACUCCCAAGCAGAAUCAGAAGCCAGACCGUAUGGCAAUGGAUAUACCUUUGUUGUGACAGUUACUGCCAGCAUGGUUACAGAACUCCCCCUUCCGCAGCUCACCUGUUCCUUUUGUUAGGAGAAGUUGCUACCAGCUGUAAAAUAGCCCUUCUUUCUGUACAUAGGCUUUGAGGUCACCCGAGCUGGUGGCUUUGGAUGUUGACUUAAGUGCAUGUGAUUCUUUAAGGUAAUGAGAAUGUUUGUUGCAAUUGUACGUAGCUGGAAUUCAUUGUUGUUGGCUUGCAGGGCUUUGGUUGCUGCCGUCACUUAGCUCUCCCUCUUUCUCUCUCAUGUCUAUCUUUUGGAUGUUCUAUGUGCCAAAACCCCUCCCAAGAGCAGAAUCUUUUAAAAUUAUAUGAUGAACAGUGCCACCCUAAGCAGAGGUACAUCCUUCAAUUUAUGUUGAGAUUAGGGUGUUCUUUGCAAGAGUUUAUUUGCUGUGUACAGGCAGGGGUCUUGUUGCUUUUUGGAGCCAUUUCUUGUGUGCAAACCAAAUGUACUCAACCACAGCCUGUUGCAACAAGGAAGGUGUGUGGUUCUUGAGGGGGAUGAAUUAUAACCUCUGUUGAUGUUCCAGUUAGUGCUGGAAGAUUGUUCAGCUUAAUAAAGAGUGAUGCCAGAGGAAGCACAACGGUUGAGGCAUCACAAAUGGCUUGAAGUAGCAAGAUUCCAAAUGGCAUGAAGAUUCCAUGUGCUUCCCUUCCACUUUGUCCUGGAACCUCACUGAAUGGCAAGGGAUGGGGCCUGGAUCCUGCUCCAUAUUUUGCACAGGCUUCUUCCCCAUGUGGUCCUCUUGAUUCUAGUUUCAAUGACAGAUCCUCAAUAUCCUUUUAAGGUAACUGAGCCAAACAUCUUUCUUAUACCAGGUCAGGGGGCAUACAUUAGAACCAUAUGACAUUCAGUGCCUCACCGCAAUAGUCUGAAAAGCCAGCAACAGGGUCUGAUGCAUGGAACAACAGGAGGGCUCCAUAGCUUUACCUUUGAUUGAUAGUUUUGUCUCAUGCCAAACUCCACCUCCUGCAGAAUUUUUGAUAAGCAUUCCUAAUUUCACUAGGAACAGGGUCUGGCCUCCUUUUUCCAGUAUGCCAAGGUCUGAGGCUUGGUAAGAGGUAGUCGGAAAGUCGCUCACUCCUGCCUUUCUUUAUCUUUUCUGUGUUGCUCGUUCAUAAUAUGCCUUACAUGCUUCUUCCCAGGUGUCCCAUGAGACUCAGUGCUGACUUUGUUAAAAAUCCAUUUUCUCUUAAUUCAAGUUCUAGGCCCUUUUGGAAACCAGAGUGUUCAUAUGGGACACUCUCGAACAAUUGGUUAUAUCUGGGAAUUCAGGAGAGACUGUGCCUUCCCAGACCUUUCUUUUCCAAGGUGAGCAUCCCAGUGCUGGCGCCUCUUCUCUCACUGCUGAGAGGGAUGCUGAGGCCAGCAUGACUUUCUUCUUCACAGCUGUUUUUCAGUAUCCCAUUAUAUAUACCAGUAUCCAUCCAAUGCUUCCAGGCUCUUCCCAAGGUAAUUUGUAAUUACCCCACAUAGGUGAGGGCUUUUCUUUCGUAUGUUCUUUUGAAUGAAACACGUCUCUAUCUACAGUUCCUUUCACUUACUGCUUCUCAGUAAUUCCCAGUUCUCAUUGAGCUGGAAAGUGAUGCCUGGACUGUACCACUUCACUUCAGACCAUAAAGGGAGCCUUAUGUGACUAAAUGCUGCUCCUUAUCACCCCCCCCACACACACACACACAAGCCUUGCAUGCAGAAAAUGAGCAUUUUUUAUUUAUUUUGGUAAGUACUGAGGAGCAUGCAUUUACCUGAGCAGACUUGCAGUCUGAAAUGGUACAAUCCAAACAUGAGUUUUAUUACCUUAAUGUGGUCUUAACUAGACCUGGUAAGGACAUAUCCAAGAAAGCUCCUUUUAAAUGGAGAUAGCAGUGGGAGGGGGAGGGCUUGUUUGGAUUAGGGUUCUGGUUUGGAGGGAAGAGUACGGUAGCUUUAAUCUUUUCCCUUUGUGCAAUUUCCAUGAUCUGGAUCUCUCCCAGACUUACUGGGGUUGAUAUUUGUCCUAUUGAGAAAAAAUAAAGGUUCCCUGCUGUCAAAUAGCAGCCCUGGCUGGGAGAUUGUGGAAAUGGCCCAGGUGAAAGAAUGUAUGCCCUGCUACUAUUUGUAGUUUUUAAAAAUGCAGAUGUAUGAACAAACCUCCCAGUCAUGACUAGUUAAACUUCGAGAAUUAGGUCCAAAAAUCCAUUCUCUGAUGAAGCCUGACUGAGCUGCUUCUCUUUCUGUAUCUUCCUCCCCAUACCUUUCUCACAAUAUUGCUGUAUUUUUUUAAAAGCCACCUUCAUUUGUGGACAGGGACUGGUAUUUUUUCCCCAUGUCUCUUGGGAUUUUUCUGCAUAAUCUGGUAGACUUGUGACAGAGAACAACCCUUCUCUAUGGAGAUGCCACUCCUUGUUGAAUCCGAUUGAGAGAAAAGUACCUUUCAGAAAAGGGGAAGGGGGGGGGGGGUGUCAGUGUCUCGUGCCAAUGAUUAUAUUUUUUGGGAUGUCUGCCUCUGAAAAAACAGCUUCUUGACAAAUACAAAGUGGACCAUGUACCAAACUAGGGGAGAAGCUUCAUCGUGGGAGCGAAACCAGAUAUCUGUGUCUCUCUGUGUGUGUGUGUGUAUAUAAAUAUAUAUAUAUUAAUGUAUAAAGAUUUUUUCAAGUAUGUACAUUUGUUUUUGUUCUUUUUUUAAAAAAAAAAUCAAGGCAAAUAGAUCAGUUUUAAAAACCACUGGCUUCUCUUUCUGGUUUUGGUAUAGCAAUAAUGACAAUGGACGUUAAUUUAAACAAACAGUAUAUUUCGUCUUGGUUUUUCUUCUAUGUCAAGGGAAAAUGUUUGAAAGAAGAAUGCAUCCAAGGCUCCUUUUUGCAAACCCCUGCCCUGUUUGUGCAUGAUGCAGGCUUCUGGGACGGAAGGAAGGAUGCUCAUGCAAGCAGCCAGUAAGGGCUAGAGGCAGAUCUUUGCAACGCAUGUGUGACCUGGAAGGAGCCCUGGCUGCCGCCUUCCUUAUUCCCUCUUCUCUUUUCAUUUGAAAAGUCCACAGUAGAGAACUCUCUUCAGCUAGAGAGUUCCAGUGAGCUUCUGCCAUUGCUUGAAUGACGUUUGAACAAUUCCGUACAAGGAAUUUAUUUUAUUAUUGUAAUUUUUUUAAAGAAACCACAUUUUGUAAAGUCUCCAGAUAACUAUGCAGAGAAUGUGCUGAUCUCUCUCUCUUUCUCUCUCUCUCUCUCUCUCUCUCCCCCUUACCUUUUUAGUGUUUAAAAUCUUAACACCCCUUUUUUUGAAAAAUAAAACCUUUUUGGAAAAUUAA